This is a messenger RNA of Nycticebus coucang (slow loris), 1880 nucleotides long. RefSeq names its product Myb related transcription factor, partner of profilin (gene MYPOP). NCBI's taxonomy places the organism in Eukaryota, Metazoa, Chordata, Mammalia, Primates, Lorisidae. Gene Ontology annotation, biological process: regulation of transcription by RNA polymerase II. Gene Ontology annotation, cellular component: nucleus. The transcript is spliced from 3 exons. Gene Ontology annotation, molecular function: DNA-binding transcription factor activity, RNA polymerase II-specific; RNA polymerase II cis-regulatory region sequence-specific DNA binding. The record is from RefSeq and is a predicted model, not a curated record. Bases 120 to 1304 code for a protein of 394 amino acids.
CAAAGCGGGUGAGGGAAGAGGCCGCAGAAGCCCGAGCCCUGACCCACGGGCGGCUGCGGCAGCGCCGCGCCGGCGCCCCCCAUGCGCCAGGUGGCCGGACGGUGGCGUUGGGGGGCGCCAUGGCCUCGGCAGUGGCCGGCGAAACGGAGGAAACCACCCGGCUGCGCAAGCCGCGCUUCUCUUUUGAAGAGAACCAGAUCCUGAUCCGAGAGGUGCGCGCCCACUACCCGCAACUCUACGGCGCACAGAGCCGUCGAGUGAGCGUGGCUGAGCGGCGGCGUGUGUGGGACGGCAUAGCCGCCAAGAUCAACGGUAUCACCAGCUGGAAGCGCACCGGCCAGGAGGUGCAGAAGCGCUGGAACGACUUCAAGCGCCGCACCAAAGAGAAGCUGGCUCGCGUGCCGCACUCCACGCAGGGCACCGGGCCCACCGCCGAGGACGCCUUCUCCGCGGAAGAGGAGACCAUUUUUGCCAUACUGGGGCCGGGUGUGUCGGGGCCAGGGGCUGGGGUCGGGAACGAAGAACCCUCUGCAGUUCCCUCCUCGCAGCCACCGGCUCUAAGCACCUGCACCCAACGCUAUGUAUUGUCUGAGGACCGCAGGGAGGAUCCACGUGCAGAUACGCCAGCUCACAGCAAAGGGGUCUCUAGCAGCCCAGAAUCCUGGGCACAGCCCUCCUGCAAUUCCCAGGAAGGGGGCUGUUCGCGGCCCAAGGAGCGUGAGUCCCCGCCCCCUACAGCCCUGCAGCUGGUCCAGCUGCCCCGCCUGGCCUUGUCUCCACCACUCCCAGCCCCUCCUCCUCCUCCUCCACCUCCACCUCUGGCCCAGGUGGCCCCCUCCCCGCCGAGCCCUCCUCCUCGGCCUCUGCCAGUGCUCUCAGCCCCAGACCCCUCCCUGGACUUCCUUCGGGCCCAGCAGGAGACUGCCAAUGCUAUCCGGGAGCUGGCUGGCACCCUUCGACAGGGACUGGCCAAACUGAGUGAGGCCCUCAGCGCCCUGCUGCCCCUUCUGCCAGGAACCCCAGUUGAUCCUCUACCCCCACCCCCACCUCCACCCCCACCUCCCAGGCCCAUCCUGCCCCCACCUGCUCCCAAGAUGGAGAUCACCCCAGAGCCUGUGUCCGUGGUAGCUACUGUUGUGGAUGGGGCAGUGGUGGCAGCCAGGGGGGUGAUCGUCUCCCCGAGGAGUGAGGAGGGGGGAUCCCGUCCACCCCCAGCCCCACUCCCUCCCCAUGAUUCACCGCCACAUAAGAGGAGAAAAGGUUUCCCUACACGGAAGAGACGGGGCCGGUGGAAAGCUCUGUGAAAUCUACUGUCUGCACUCCUGCCUGCACCCCCUCUCCCCAGCUUGGCCAGUCGAGGGGAGGGCGAUGCUCCUUGCCCAUCCCAGCUACACCCUGGCACCUUGCCCUAGGGGUGUGAGCACCCCAUUCCUGUGCUAGUUAGUGCCUGAUUCUCUGGGGGGGGCCUCAUGGAUGGGCUCCGCCAGCCCCUUUGGUACAGUGCUGUCUGCCUGGCUGCCUCCCUUAACCCUAACUUCUAAGCCAUGAAUUUUACGUUAUUUGUUACUGCCCUUUGUAGGGCAAGGAGGGAACCUCUCGGGUCUGCACAUACCCCUUCCCUGACAAUUCCUGUUCUUGACUUGAAGAGAAUUGACCCGUGGGGCCCUCCCCAACCAAGACUUUGGAGAGGGUGGGAAUUUCAAGACAAAAUCUGGAUGAAGAGGAUAUAACAGUCAACACCCUGGGGAGAAGGGGUAGAGUUCUUAUUGGGGAAGUGUAGGUUGGGUCCUCUGCCUCCCAAUGCUGUCUCACUUCCAGAGCUCAAACCUUCCUUUUUCCCCAGUGGUGACAAGAUAUCAAUAAACUUAUUUUUAAUACAA